Messenger RNA from Oryzias melastigma (Indian medaka), 4374 nucleotides. It is a transcript of the gene ndrg2, whose product is annotated as NDRG family member 2. The record is from RefSeq and is a predicted model, not a curated record. Gene Ontology annotation, biological process: signal transduction. Lineage: Eukaryota; Metazoa; Chordata; Actinopteri; Beloniformes; Adrianichthyidae. Gene Ontology annotation, cellular component: cytoplasm.
GGAGAGCCGUGAAGACCGCGUCUGUUUCCAAGAAGUCCCGAUUUUUUUCUUUCUCUCCCCCCCCUCCGGCUGUUACCUGCAGACCAGCAAGGAAGCGUCACCAUGACAACGGAGAUGCAGGAGAUUGCCAUUACGGAGGAGAAGCCUUUACUCACGGGUCAGGCCGACGCAGCCAAGGAUGCUGUGGAGCUGGCUGCUAGGAUACUCCUGGACCAAGGACAGGAACACACUGUUGAGACCCCCCAUGGAGUCCUGCACGUGACCCUCCAUGGCUCACGGACCAGCCGCAGGCCCGCCAUCCUCACCUUCCACGACGUGGGUCUGGACAGUAAGAGCUGCUUCUCCCCUCUCUUCAAGUUCGAGGAGAUGCAGGAGAUUGUCAAGAACUUCACCCUGAUUCACAUCGACGCUCCGGGGCAAGAGGAGGGGGCGCCUGCUUACCCCCCAGGGUACCAGUAUCCCACAAUGGAGACCAUAGCAGAGAUGAUUCCAGCCGUGCUGCAGUUUUUCAACUUCCGUACCGUAAUCGGAGUGGGAGUGGGGGCUGGAGCCUACGUCCUCUCCAAGUUCACACUGGCUAACCCUGACGCGGUGGAGGGGCUGGUCCUGGUCAACAUUGACACCAACGCUCGGGGUUGGCUGGACUGGGCCGCUCAGAAGCUCAGCUCAGUGACCUCCUCCCUCACAGAGCAGAUUCUGUGUCACCUCUUCAGUCAGGAGGAGAUGUCUUCAAACACAGAUGUGGUGCAGUUCCACCGGGACCGCAUUAACAAAGCUUCUAACCUGGUCAACAUAGAGCUCUUCUGGAAAUCCUACAACAGCCGCAGAGAUCUGAGCCUCGACCGUAACUACACCUUCAAGUGUCCCGUCAUGCUUGUGGUGGGCGACCAAGCCCCGUAUGAGGAGGCUGCUGUGGAAUGCAACAGCAAGCUGGAUCCAACAACAACAUCCUUCCUGAAGAUGGCUGAUGCAGGUGGACUCCCACAGCUCACUCAGCCGGCUAAACUGACUGAAGCGUUCAAGUAUUUCAUUCAAGGCAUGGGCUACAUGGCCUCCUCCUGCAUGACCCGCCUGUCCCGCUCCCGUACCACCUCCCUGUCCUCCUCCUACUCCAUGGACGGCUCCCGCUCUCGCUCGCGCACCCUGUCCCAGGGCUCGCAGGGGGGCCAGAUGCCGCCCAGCCCCUCCCAAACCAUGGAGGUGUCCUGCUGAAGAGAAACAACCAUGAAGCUGGAGAGAGAGAGAAGGGCGGAGACGUGACAGAAAUGCAGGAACAAGACAAAACUCCCAUCAUUCCCCGCAAGAGAAGAUCCGCCAGGGAGGCAGAGGGAGGGGGACGAGGAGUCCUUUCAGAGCUGGGGAGUUUCUCUCUGCAGCUUCAGGCUCUCUGGCGUCAGAGCACCUUUGAAGCAUCAAGAGAGAAAAUAAAAACAUGUCUUCCUCCUCCUCCUCUUCCUCCUUCUGUCAGUCAGUGCAGCCCUUUAACUCACACCCAGAGUGUGACCCCCCCCAUUAACCAGGAUAGUUAGGUUUCUGAAAACAGAGUAGCUGUUGAUGCUGACGCGAGUGGAGAUGAUGAUCAUUAUAACCUAAACGGAAAAUGUUCUCUUUAUUAUAUAACAACUUUAUUAUGACAUAGAAAAAUAAUAGUUAGAAUAUUUGCAUCGACGUGACUUUUCCUUUUUUCUGUCGGUUUUCAUUCCACCCUUCACCCGUCUGAACGGGGGCAGAAAAUACGACCCAUGUGCGGCAGCCAUGAUCCUGAAGACUCCUCCUUAAUGUUGCCAGGUUGUUCAUGUCUUCCAUUGGCCCCCCCAUCUUAGUGAGUGUUGUCAAGGAGGCGGGCGGGAAGCCUGUUUUCCUCCCGUUUGAACUGGGUUUUCUGUGUGUGUGUGUGUUGAAGGUCAGAAGUGUGCCUCAGUUUCCCAUCAUGCCUCUGCAAACAGCAGGCGCACAGAAAAUAGUGCUUCCAGCCCUGCUGGGAGGGGCCACUGUGUCCACCGCUCAGAACCCCCACGCCUGUCGACACUUUCUGAAAUAUGGAGACAUUGCUGUGCGAACACGAAACCUGCGUCAGAAAAAGCCUGGGAGUCACAUGAUCACAGUAGCCAAUCAAGCGUUAGAGUCAAAAAUGAGCUCAAGCUUAACUCUUGUUGCUACGUUCACGCUUUUUUCAGUAAUUUGGCCACUUCCAAUGAAAAGUCUACAUAAAUUUGCGUUUUCGGGCUUCCGCGUUCAAAACUUUAGCGUUCAAGUGUAGCUAAUGUCUACAACUAAAAGUUCAACCAGGUCGAACUUCAGUAGUGACAAAUGGAUGACAUCCCUGUUGACUCACAGAAGGGGCCAACCGUUUGAAAAGGGAUCAUGGAGGGGGAGGAGCCUAACAACGUCUACGUUUGUUUUUCAAAAAAAAUAAAUCAAUCAUCUCCUGAUACGAUGGUAUCUACAAUUGCAAUGGCGCUAGCAAUGAACCACUACCAAUUCCUGAGAUUUGCUCCGCUUUGACAUUUUGUACCAAACCUCAUGUGACAUGUGCUAGUAAACAUCAGAAGAAGAAUUGAACGCAUGUGUCUACGUAGCUUUAGCACCAAAAAAAGAAAAGGUAGUUUGGCCCACAUACCAUAUCGGGAUGGACGAGUGUGGAGCUUCUAAUCAGCAACAUCUUAAAUUGCCAUCAACAUAAAGAAAAGCAGGACGUUGGCCUGUUCUUUGAUUUACUUUAAGUUUUCAACCAUUAACUUGACAAUUCCAGUAGAUUCUGAAGGCUAUCCUGUUAUUGGUUGAAAAGUUAGAGUAUGUUAAAGAUUUUGUGUUUAGGCAUCAUUGAUGAAGCCUCAGAAGUUAAAGGGUUCAAAUCUUUUCAGUUUUAUUGAAUAAUUAGGUGCUAUAGUUCUGAUAAAAAGGGCCAUAAAUCAAUGGUACCAGAAGAAAAGUGUUGGCAUUGCCCUGUUUCCAUAAACCCAGAGAGAAUGUAUGAGAUAAUGUGAAAGGGCAACACAAUCUCAUCCCCAAGUCGUGACUUAUUGACGUUUGGUUAAGGACCCUUCUGCCUCAUUUUUUGACAUUCUGGCUGUUCCCAUUAAAUGUCUGGGCCAUGAAUCGGAACUGGUCUAGUACUGAGACGCGGAGCAUAUUAGUAACCUAACAUAGUACCAGCACCCUAACCCGGUACCAGACGCAAACUGAGCCUGGUCUGGUACAGUAUCUGGUACCACAUCCGGUAUUCCGACCAGUGCCAGGUUAGGAUACUAGUACUGGCCAUGUCCUGAGGACCAGCCCAUAUGUUGUACUGUUUCCAGUACCGUGUCCAGUACCUCGUCACAAGAGUUGCGGACCCUUGAUUUUAUGAAUAGCCAGUACGUCGAGUUGAGGAUACCCAAAACAUCAAAAAGUGACGCGGAGGGGUCCCUAACAAAUGCGUCAAAAUGUGACAACUUGGGAGCUAGAAUGUGUUGGACCGUGACACGUGUGUGAGGGAGGGGGUGGAGCAUUUGAUCCCGGACACGCCUAAAUAGCAGCCAAUAGAUAGGAGGGCUUUGGCCACAAGGGGGAGCCAGAAUCAUUUUUAUUAAAAGCCAACAAAAGUCCCCGGCUGGGACUCGCCAAUGACCAUGAAUCAGCCCUGUCACUGCCACCUUGCCUACGAGUCGGCUGUGCAUCAGCGUACUGCCAAAAAACCAAAAGUGGGGUGCCCCUAACACACACCUUCUUUGUCUCAGUGAAUCCGACCUUCAGAGGGAUGAAGAUUUCUUUACAAAGCCUAACACUGCCCUGUUACCAACUAGAGAAACUGUAUUUGGACCCUUUUGGUGCCAUUUGAACAGAUUUUUUAGCAUAUUUUAAAGCCAAAUUUAAGCUUCUUUCUUUAACUCUUCGCAGAGCUGAUGUCCCUAAACCUUUGUGAGGAGAGUGAGUGAUUUGCAGAGAGGCAGUGGAGGCUUUCGGAGGUUCUCAGUGAGAUUACAGAAAGAGUUAAAGCGCGGUGCAUGAAACAGUGAUAAAGAGGAGCGGGGUGGAAGAGGGCGAGCCUUUUGUCGGAGGGGUGAGCAGGCUGGUGUGAUUGAAAAUGGUUCAUUUUGUCUUCUGUUGUCUGUAAAGUUUUGCUUUGACAACGUUUUUUGUUUCGGUUUCAUAACCUCUUUUCUUUUUAAAGUAUUUGAAGUGUUAGCCUCCCGUCCCCAUGUGCUCACAACUUAGUUAACCGUGUGCUAGUUCCUGUGUAACUUUUAUAGCAUUAGCAGUUGUAAGGAAAAAUAAUAUAAUUAAUAAGAGAAAAAGUGAAGAAUCAAAUUUACUUGUGUGGCAUUUCUCUGUGUAACACAAUGAACCUCUUAAAGAAACUAAACUAAAUAUGAAUAAAGGUUAUGAAGAAGC